GGUCGCUACGGAGGGAGGGAUGGGUCCGCUGUAGGUGAAGAAAGACACUUCUGAGCACUUUCCCACGCAGUUAGGACAACUUUCUGUCAUGGCACUCUGUGGGAAACGUUUCUCGGUCGUUCUGACAGCGGCUCUAGCAGGUUUUAACGUUUUUACAUCCAUGUUUUGGUGCUACUAGGGCAUUAAUCUUUCUUGGCAUGACAGAUAAAGAUUAGUUAGCAUGCUAGCGAGCUAGCCGCACACCCUCAGUCAGCAUCACACAGCGACCACACCUGCCGCUGAAAGUGUGGCUGCAGGUCUCUAGCAGACAUGGGCAAACUACAGAGCAAGUUUCGUAAGAGGUCUGACCUCUACAGGGCAUCUCAGGGAGAGAAGGCGGAUAAUGCCUUUGACAGCCAGGUGGUGCAGUAUGAACCUGCCCAUCAAGGGUCCACCAACACUGUCACCAAUCUCAGCCCAGAUCUGUGUGUUUCUGGUGGGAGUGACCAGGCUGUGGUGGUAUACGACUGGAAACAAGGCCGCAUGUGUCAGUCCUUCCAGGGUCACAACCGAGAGGUUACCAAGGUGGUGUGUUAUCCAGGCAGCACAUGGAUAUUCAGUGCCUCACGGGACAAGACUGUUCUGAUGUGGGACCUGAACCAAGGGGACGAACCUAUUCAGGAAUAUUGUGGGCAUGAGUUGGUGGUCAAUGGACUAGCUAUCAGCCCUGAGGGGAGAAAGCUCUGCACCGGCUCUCGUGACAACUGGAUGUGCCUGUGGGAUAUAGAAUCUGCAAAAUGUGAACAGAGACACAACAUUUCUAGAAACCUGGUGACUCAUGUGUGUUGGGUGCCAGGCAGCUCCUCUAUAGUCCAGACCUCUGAGGAUAAGACCAUAAGGGUGUGGGACAGCCGUGCAUGGCAGGUGACCAACACUUUUCCAGCCAAGCAGUACAUCCAGACCCACUGUGACGUUUCUGCAAAUGGACACUACUUGGUGUCCAGCAGCAACGGCUUUGGAGGACAGGGCUGUGAAGCCACGCUCUGGGACCUGCGUCAGCCUGGCUGUAAAGUUGUGGAGUACAGAGGUCAUCUCCAGACCACCGCCUGCUGUAUGUUUCUGCCUACGCCUCCUGGUGGCGCAGCCCAGGUAGCAACGUCCUCCCAUGACAGCUCCGUCAAAAUCUGGGAUCAGAACACAGCAGCCUGUUUAGCCACGUUGUCUCUGGAUGGUGCUGGUCCGCUGAUUUGUCUGGCACCCACUGACUCGACCAACAUGCUGUGUGCCAGCUUUAACAACGGCCUCCAUCACAUCCAGCUGGGCCACGGAUCAAACCAGGCUCAGGUCUCCGGAGCAGGUUCAGGUGGAGCUGGUGGUCUGGACAUAAAAGUCGUGGCGCGCUUCUGACAGCCCAGAGGAGCCUGGUGUGACUUGUAACCCUGACCCGUGAACAGACAGUGACUCAGCGCAGUGUGACUCACUGGAUAUGGACGUCAUGACAGUUCUUUUUCUUUUGUCUUUACUUUUUUUUCUACAAUUUUACACAUCUAUAGACAUUUUUGCUUUACUAGACUGCCAUACAAUGAAGAAUGACAGAUGAGAGCAGCGAGAGCACAUGUACAGAGGAUGCACCUUUUGUCCAGCAAAGCCACCUGGAUGCCCAUCGUAGCUGCUCCUCUGGGAGACUGGUCUGUAAGUCACAUUACCUAUUCAUUAAUGAGACUAUAAAUAUCAAAAUGAUCCUGCUGCCUUCUUGGAUCAAAUCAGAGUAACUGGGGAUUACCCUCAGAUUUUUUACAAUGCUCCAGCUAGGUGGAUUGGACGAGAAGUUUUGUGCACAUGUUGCUUUUAUCGUUGCUGAUGAAUACAUGUUUGAAGGACAUCAUGCAGCCGGAGAGAUGUUGAGAAUGUGGGAGCGCUCAUAGAGCAGGAAAAAACAGCUAUUUGGUCAAGUGUUGGUUCUCUUAACUCUGACAGAGAGGUGGAAGCCAAAUAGUUUUUCAUACUAAGAGUAUGUCAUUGGUUUUUCCUGGAUAAACUGUAGUAGGUGCAGUCAGACCUGCAGAUCUUAUUUGUCAAACACUUAAAGUUUUUAUCACUGUAACAGAGUAAUACAGAACAUGUGUAUGUUGAUAAAUAUCUGUUGAUUAGCUCAUAGCUUUAACCUGACAAGUGUUAGACCAAAUGAAUAUGACACAAGACUGUAUGAACGUUAGCUUUGUUUUUAUGUAGAUAUCAAUUCAUGAUGAUUUUUAAAGAUACAGAUUCUGAUAUUUUUUAACUGAAGCUGCCGAUAGCUGAUGUCUGGUGCAGAUAUCCAGUAUUUUUAAAUCUGAGAAUUACUAUGCAAAAUACAGAGUAAUUCCCUUUUUAACAAAAUAUUGUUUUAAUAAACAGAUGGGAAUAAAAAGAUGUUGCAAGUACAAAAACAAAGCUGCUCUGUGACCUGUCAACAUGAAACCUACUACCAGUUUGUUAUGAUAAUGUUUGGUCAACAUUGGUUGGGGUAUUAUAUAUUUUUUAAUAUGAUGUUGCUACUGUGCUGAUACCAACAGCUUUUGAAUUACUCUGUUAGGAUGAGCAAUCCAGACUUGGCUGUAGUUUACCCAACAAAUACUAAUAUUAAUAUUAGCAGCCUUAAAAGUGCAGUCAGAUAUUGACCUUUUGCACGGCCCCUCCCCUUUGUGAGGGUCCAUCAAGCUGUCAGAGUAAGCAUGGAGCCCACACUGUAACUAACUGCACUCCCUGAAGAAACAUUAUAAAAAUUUUUGGAAAAUGAAACAGUGAUUCCAGAGAGAGGCAGACAGAGGGGUCUACAGUCUGUGUUUGAAGGAUAUAUCCAGGAUGUCAAACUGACUCAGCAGCAACGACAGGUUAAAAAGACAAAGAUAGUUAGAAGCUAAAGCUGAACUAUAGGCUACAGAUCACAGUGUGAAAGUGAACCACCACAUCACUGCUGAUCGCCACACAAGACAAUGAAUAUAAAGGGAAUCUUUGCUGAUACUGAACCAGCUGUGUGGCAUCGCAGUGUGUGCAGAUGAACAGUGUUUGUCUUCACCCUCUGCCAGCACCCGGAUGGGCAGGGAUCUCCGAGGGAAGUCAAACAGCGUUCAUCUGCACACACUGUGAUGACACACAGCUGGUUGAAAAUCAGCAACGUCUCCCUGCUUCCCUUCAAUGGUUCCUGUACAGCAGGGUCGGUCUUUGUUUCACUGUUAUAAUCAUUAAAAAGCAAAAGCAGCAUGUGUAUACAUUCAGUAGGCUAUAUCUUCAGUAGCUAGCUAGCUAACCCUACACUUUUCAGGGUUUGAUUGUGGUUUUGGAACAGGGAAGAAACGUAUAUCUUUUUCCAACCUCUCCAGGUAACGAGUAUCAUUAAUACACCACGUGUCCCAGGCACAACAUUUAGCUUUAGGAAAUCUGAUCCAAUACGCUUGGAUCAAAUUUUGGGAAUAUUUCAUCACAGUAUGCUAGCUGUUCAUUUUGUAUGUGUGGUGAAAAAAAAAAAUCCAUUGUGCAUACACAGACCUGGCUCUGUAAAUUGAAAACUAUUCCAGCCAAUCACCAAAGGCCAUGGAUGUAAAAAGAGAAAGGCAGUGGGAGCAAAGAUAGAGGCUGUGGGAAGUACUGACGGGAGAAAUGUAUUUGUUUGGGUGUUGAGUUCAAAUAUCCACAAUCUCUCUCCAAAAUUGCUGACGCCACCUGAGUAAAUUUGGCCACACAUUACAUUCCUGACUGAAACUAUUCUAGUAUUUUAUGUGUACAUUUAAUACUGAUUACAUUGUCAGUUUCAGCAUCUUAAAAUGGCAGAAUUUUCAUUGUUUGUUCAUGUUUGUAGAUAUGCAGGUUACCAUCUCUUCUAAAGACAGUGGCUGCUAUAUCAUUCGAUUCUGUUUUAGAGAAUUAUCUGCAACUAGGAGGACAAAAUGGACAGGUUUGGAGGUAGGGUUAUCACCAUAUCAGAAUUUUAAACUUUGAUACAAUUCUAGCAUAAAACAAUGAUACUUAAUACCUCUUUUGGUACCAUGGCUAAAGAAACAAGCCCUUGGCACCCCAAAUUAUGAUGACAAAAUGCAGAAACAGCCACAGGUUGAGGACCAGUUGAUUUUUCUUUCCCGUGGUUUCAUCUGUGCAGCCUUUUACAUAGCUUUGGUACUUUCGAUACCAUCAAUUGUAUAAUUAAAGGAAGUCGUAUUGUUAUAGAUCGAAAAAAAUUAUAGUGAAAAAUUAUCCAAGUGUAUUUUUGACAACUUCAUUAGGAGGCGGAUCAGUAACCAGUUCAGUGGUAAUGUACUCUCAGAUGCAUCCAAAUACAGUUUUGUAAAUAUGCUCUCAAAUCAUAAUUUGGUUUAGUAUCUACUGAACAUUGUUCCAGGCAGACGAGGCGCAGCAACAAAAGAUCAGAGGUUAGGGUGAAAACUCAGUGUCUUUGCCAUACAGUGCUCAGGAAUCCAUAUUUAGUAAUUAAUUAUUUUUCUAAAAUAUAGGCAACACUACAAACAGUAGUCAACCAAAAGUGAUCAGACAUUUAAUUUAACGAAGAUUUACUGUUUGGGUGUUUGUCCCUCUAAACAUCACCAGCUGAUUUUAUAUAUCUGUGUUUGACGUAUUAUGAUUAAGUAAUAAACAAAUCAUUUGAUAAUAUCUGAGGAGUAAAUCGUCGCUCUUUUCGUCAUCAGAGGGUUUUUAUUUAAUAUGCCUCUAAUAUGAAUGCUUGCUUUAUCUUAUCCAGUAGAGUACUACAGACUAUAAAAUCACUCAGUGCAGACCAGCUCACUGUGAGAGAUGUAUCCCAAUACAAAUCAGUAUGUACUUUGUGCCCACUGUGAGCAAAGAUAAUAGAAAUUCAAAUUAAAAUAAUCUUAUCCAGUAACAUAACUAACUUUGACAUGUCACUGGCAUGUUUCAACAAGUUUACGCAUGUUGUUGUAAGACUAGAAUUUUCUUUCAGCAGCCACUGGCCAGUUUCCACUGGAGCUCCACAGGGUAAACUGUUUUCCUUAAGGGUAGCAUGACAGUGUGUUUAAAGAAUGGACUUCCCCCACCCAAGCUUUCCUCAACUGUUUGCAAUCAUUAAUUCACUUUAACAAGAAUGUCCUCGCCUGCUGUGUGAGCCACAACACAGCCACAGACUGUUGUUUUGAAGCACACUUUGUUACAUGAAGAGGAUCAACUAACAUUAUCGAGUGUACACAAAUACCUUUCAAGAGUAUUUUAUGAUUUGUAUGUAUACAACAAUACAGUACUCUUACAGAUGACACUA
Epinephelus fuscoguttatus (brown-marbled grouper) is the source of this 5242-nucleotide messenger RNA. RefSeq names its product WD repeat domain 31 (gene wdr31). Lineage: Eukaryota; Metazoa; Chordata; Actinopteri; Perciformes; Serranidae. The transcript has 10 exons. The record is from RefSeq and is a predicted model, not a curated record. Gene Ontology annotation, molecular function: protein binding. The coding region runs from base 310 to 1386 and encodes 358 amino acids.